AUGCCUACUUAUAUUGGGGCUAUUGACCAAGGAACAACUUCUACUCGAUUUCUCAUAUUCGAUAAUACCGGUACCUUGGUAACAUUUCAUCAGCUUGAAUUUGAGCAGAUCUAUCCACGUCCAGGAUGGGUUGAACAUGAUCCUUAUGAUUUACUGGAUUCAGUCAUUCGUUGUGCCGAUGAAGCAGUGAGAAAAUUUGGUAUGAUGGGUCAUGACCUAAACGACUUAAAAGCUGUUGGAAUUUGUAACCAAAGAGAGACAACACUUGUUUGGGAUCGCAAGACGGGAGAACCUCUUUAUAAUGCCAUUGUCUGGGGCGACACACGUACAAACACUCUUGUGAAAGAAUUGGCAGAGAAGCAAGGUGAUUUGAACAUACAGGAAGUGUGUGGUUUGCCGCUUCAUAGUUAUUUCUCAGCUGUCAAGUUACGUUGGCUUAUGGAUCGAGUACCCAAGGUAGCUCAUGCAGUAGAAAAGGAGCGUGCUUUGUUUGGUACUGUAGACACUUGGUUGAUUUGGUCGCGCGAAUGGGAUCAACGUCUUUUGGAUUUCUUUGGCGUUCCAUCGCAUAUGCUUCCCACCAUCGUUUCCUCUGCAGAAAACUAUGGUAACAUGCAAUGGGGUCCAUUAGAGGGUGUGCCUAUCAUGGGUUGUUUAGGUGAUCAACAGGCUGCUUUAGUAGGACAGAAAUGCUUUCAAGUAGGAGAAGCCAAAAACACAUAUGGUACAGGUGCCUUUCUAUUAAUGAAUGUGGGCGAUUCACCGGUGAUUUCACGACAUGGAUUAUUAUCGACCAUUGGAUAUCAAUUUGGUCCUGAUGGCCCAGUAUCCUAUGCUCUUGAGGGAUCCAUCAGUGUAGCCGGUGCUGCUGUCAAAUGGCUUCGAGACAACAUGGAAAUCAUAAAGACAUCAGACGAUAUUGACAAAUUAGCAGCCAAAGUGAAAUCAACAGGCGGCGUCUUCUUUGUCACUGCUUUCUCUGGGUUGUUUUCGCCUUAUUGGCGUGACGAUGCUCGAGGUACUUUGGUUGGAUUGACACAGUAUACAAACAAAUGCCAUGUUGCAAGAGCCACUUUAGAAGCCGUCUGUUUUUCGACCCGUGCCAUUCUAGAAGCCAUGAAAGCAGAUGGUGAUGUCUCUCUCAAAAUACUGAAAGCAGAUGGCGGUAUGUCAAAUUCUGAUCAAUGCAUGCAAAUACAGGCAGAUGUGUUGGGUAUUCCUGUCAUUCGUCCUGGUAUGCGUGAUUCAAGUGCACUUGGAGCAGCCUACGCAGCAGGUUAUGCAGCAGGUAUUUGGAAAAAGUUAGAAGAUAUAAAGUCAGUUGACAGAGAAGAUGUGUUUCAUGCCAAAUGGGAUAAUGAAGCCCGUGAACAAAAAUACAACCAAUGGGAAGAAGCUGUCCAAAGAAGUUUCGGAUGGACUGAUGUGUAUACACCUGCUGAUACUUUAAGCUACUCUUAA
Molecule: messenger RNA, 1461 nt
Organism: Gilbertella persicaria
Lineage: Eukaryota; Fungi; Mucoromycota; Mucoromycetes; Mucorales; Choanephoraceae
Exons: 5
Coding region: 1-1461 (486 amino acids)
Biological process (GO): glycerol metabolic process; triglyceride metabolic process; glycerol-3-phosphate biosynthetic process
Cellular component (GO): mitochondrion
Molecular function (GO): glycerol kinase activity
Source: RefSeq, a predicted model, not a curated record